This is a messenger RNA of Hydra vulgaris (swiftwater hydra), 1329 nucleotides long. RefSeq lists its product as uncharacterized. NCBI's taxonomy places the organism in Eukaryota, Metazoa, Cnidaria, Hydrozoa, Anthoathecata, Hydridae. The record is from RefSeq and is a predicted model, not a curated record. Gene Ontology annotation, biological process: regulation of transcription by RNA polymerase II; cellular response to lipopolysaccharide.
UUUUGAUUGUAGUUCACAUUUAGCAAAUCAUUUAGUUUAUGUAUUUCCUUUAUUUCUUUUUCGAUUUUGCUGACAGCUGUGGUGAAAGCAAAACUUCACAGAACCGAAACUAGUAAGAAAAUGCACACUAAACCGCAUUCGCGUCUUGCCGUGCGGUUUCUGCAUGAAUUGUACUUAAAUAUUUAUUUUUCCAAAAAAUAUAAAUAUCGACUCUGAAUGCUUUUUUUUAACAAAAAAAAAAAAAUUAAUAAAACUUUACGAGUUAAGAUUUACUAAAGCGAGCUGAAGGAUUAUAUAAGAAUUUUCCAAUGGAGAAAGUUGCAAUACCCUUUCACGAAUCAAUCUCACCUAGUUCGUCUUACAAAAUGCGCGAAAUCGACCGUCAAUUAAAAAAGUUUAAAAAUGACGCAAUUUUGUGUCAGGCGUUUACAGAUAAUGGCCUCGCGUGUACUUCGAACGGUGACGAUUCAUUUGAACGAGCAUAUAAAAAUCCAAUUAUUGUUAACCGCAGUUCAGAAAUUCAAGAAUAUAAAAAAAGAAUUGAAGAACUUCAUCGUAUUAAUAAUAAAUUAAACCUUGAGAAUACCAUUUGUAACGAUCAAUUAAAGCAGCAACAAGCAACUAUAAUAAGUUUACAGUCGGAAAUCGGAAGAUUAACGGAAAAUCGUCAUAACAAUUUGUCAACGGAUAUGCAAGUUCUAAAAGAGCAGCUCAAUGUUUAUCACGAAGACUUUAACGCUGAAAAAAGGGAAAGAUUAAAACUAAAGGAGCGAAACAUAUUUUUACAGACCCAACUAGAAGAAGCUAAAAAUAUAUUAGAGAGUCAGCAUAAAAAGUUGCUGUUGUAUUCGGAAAUAUUUCCCGAUUCUGUUAACCAGAAAAUUAAUCCAACUGUCUCUACGGUACCAAAAUACAAAGUUAAAAGCACGCCACCUUCACCAACUUUAAACGAAUCAAGACAUUUCACAACGAAUGUAAAUACCCAACUACAAGAAAACUUAUCACUUUUGCAUAAACCUAUACCUUUAAAAACUCCUUUACGAAAAUCUAAUAGUAGCCAUAUUGAAACUUUCCGUUUUAACUCAGAAAAUGAAUUAAAUUUUUCCUCUUAUUUAUGUAAAUCUAAAGAAGAAAGAAAUUUCUCAUCAAAUAAAAACCAAGACUUGUUGUCGCCAUCGCAUUCCUGUAUUGCAAAUUCUGAUAAAACUACGACUUUAUAUAGCGAUAGCGACCGGAGAUUUAACGAACAUUUUUUCGAAUUCGAUGAACAUUCAAAUAGAUACAAAGACCUUGAUUCUUUCUCUGAUAUUAUAUGUAAAAAGCAUUAAA